UGGAAAAUAAUUUGAAACUAUAAUUUCAAUUCUCAAUUUUAAUAAAGAAUAAAUUAAUUAGUAUCCCAUAAAGUUUGAUGAAAUGGGAGUGAUGAAAUGGAUUUUUUAUCACACUGUUGAAAAUUCAGAGUGACAUGUCUCAAAUGUCUACAACAUCCUGGAAUGUACAAUUUUAAAAUCAAUGGCUUGAAUCGAUUCCCGCACAUUCUCAAGUGCGGUUAUCGCUCUUCAAUAAACAUCUCUUUUAAAAUCAUCAAGAAAGAAGUAAAGAAAUGGAAUUCAAAAAAGGAAACUAAAAGAAAAUAUAGUGACAAGAAGCCAUUGUCGUUACUUGAUAGAACAGUUUUAGGAUUUUUGCCCAGAUUUUUACAUCCACUUUGGGUGCAUCCUGCAGGAAUCAAAACUAUUUUCUUUUGGGCACCGACUGCAAAAUGGGGUUUGGUGAUAGCAGGCUUAAGUGACAUUCUUGUAAGGGAUCCUCUCGUGACCAGUAUUAAUCAAACUACAGUGUUAGCUGGUACAGGAUUAAUUUGGUCCAGAUAUUCUCUGGUUAUUUAUCCUAAAAACUGGAACUUAUUCUUUGUUAACUUAUUCAUGUCGAUAUUACAAUCUUAUUCUAUGUUAAAAGCCAUUAAAGCUCAAUACUUCGACAAAUAGUACAAGGACGAGGAAUAUAUUUUUUCACAUUAUAAUAAUAAAAACUUAAAAUAUAAAAUAUGAUAUUUAUAUUCCUAAUUUUAUUAUAUAGGUAAGUAUGACUUAAUUUAUAUAUCAGUGAAU
Aethina tumida (small hive beetle) is the source of this 780-nucleotide messenger RNA. RefSeq lists its product as uncharacterized. Gene Ontology annotation, biological process: pyruvate import into mitochondria. The record is from RefSeq and is a predicted model, not a curated record. The coding region runs from base 163 to 657 and encodes 164 amino acids. NCBI's taxonomy places the organism in Eukaryota, Metazoa, Arthropoda, Insecta, Coleoptera, Nitidulidae. Gene Ontology annotation, cellular component: mitochondrial inner membrane. The transcript has 3 exons. Gene Ontology annotation, molecular function: pyruvate transmembrane transporter activity.